GCAGACACACCUACAACUCUUGCGAUGGAAGUGCGCUUGGUUCUAGGCUCGGCAGAGAGGGGGGCCCGCUGGCUGCUGCGGCCCACAAUCAGAGCCCUCGCAGCGGGGAGAACGGCAGGAACCGCCCCUGCUGUGGCUGUUUCUGCCAACCAGGUCAAACUGAAAAGUGAAGAGGAUCUCGCAGAAAUAACUGCCCUGCAGAUGUUGUACCGGAUGACGUUUAAAGGGUACCUGAAAAAAAUGCAUGAGCUACAGGUGUAUGAGAAGCAGCUGCAUGGCCCCAUUUACAAGGUCAGGGUGGGAAAGUACAGAGCCAUUGUUCUGAACAGCGCGGAGCUCUUGGAGGAGCUGCUGAGGAAAGAUGAAAAGUUUCCCUGUCGGGGUGACAUGACUCUGUGGACGGAGUACCGUGACAUGAAGGGACUCGGCUACGGACCUUUCACAGAAGAGGGGGAGAAGUGGUACAAGCUGCGGGCCAUUCUGAACAAGCGCAUGCUGCACCCUAAAGAUUCGGUGCAGUAUGGAGAUGUGAUCAAUGAGGUUGUCACAGACUUCAUCAAAAGAAUAUACCACCUGCGCCAGAUCAGCCCUUCGGGUGACAUGGUGACCGAUGUCUCAAAUGAGCUCUACCGCUUCUCUCUGGAGGGAAUCUCCUCCAUUCUGUUUGAAACGCGCAUUGGAUGCCUGGAGAAGGAGAUCCCUGAAGCAACUCAAGACUUCAUCAAUUCCAUUGGUCAGAUGUUCUCCUACAGCAUGCUGGUGAUCAUGCUGCCCAAAUGGACCCGCAACAUCCUGCCCCUCUGGGAUCGGUACUUGGCCAGCUGGGAGGGCAUCUUCAAAUUUGCCAGGAACUUGAUUGACAGAAAGAUGGACGUCAUUCAGCACCGUUUAGCCCAGGGCCAGGAGGUGGAAGGAGAGUACCUGACUUACCUCAUCUCCAACAGAAAGAUGAGCAGUAAAGACGUAUACGGCAGCAUUGCAGAACUGCUAUUGGCUGGAGUGGACACGACCUCCAACACCUUAAUGUGGGCUCUAUACCUGCUGUCCCAGAACCCAGAGGUGCAGGACAGGCUAUAUAAGGAGGUGUCCAGCUUCGUUUUGGGGGGCAGGCCCAUUACUGCCCAGGUCGUCUCUGACAUGCAAUUACUUAAGGCGGUGAUUAAAGAGACACUGAGGCUGUAUCCUGUGAUUCCUACGAACGCUCGGGUCAUGAAAGAAGCAGACGUGUCCAUCGGAGGAUAUUUUUUCCCUAGGAAAACCUCCUUCACCAUCUGCCACUACUCCAUAAGCCAGGAUGAGAAAACCUUCCCUGAGCCGCACAAGUUCAGACCAGAACGCUGGCUGCGGGAUGGCAGGCAGCGACCCAAUCCCUUUGGCUCUCUCCCGUUUGGGUUUGGGGUGCGGGGCUGCGUUGGCCGCAGGAUUGCAGAGCUGGAGAUGCACCUUGCUCUGUCACGGAUAAUCAGUCUGUUUGAAAUCAGACUAGACCCUCACAUUGGGGAAGUCAAAGCUCACAAUCGCACUGUCCUGGUGGCGGACAGACAGGUCAAUCUGCACUUCGUGGAAAGGAAUGGAACCUCUUCAAACUGAUUACCUGCAGAAUGAAGUUUCCAAGCAACAGGCAACAGAUAACAAUAAGCUGAGUUGUCAGCAUCUUCUGAUCUUCCUUCUCAAUGAACAAGGUUUCAGUAAUGAGGGGUGAGAAAGUUCAAUUAGCAGUGAAAAAUUCAAACACCUUUCGAUUUCCAAAGAAUUCUAGCCUACCUCCAGGAAACUCGGUGUUACUAAUUGACCCUGACCUGACAUUUGAGUGACCAGCAAAAAAAUUCUGUCUAGUCCUGCUACCAAAUGAGAGAUAAUAAACUGGCCAUGGAUGAGCAAUAUUCAUGGCCAGUUUAUUUGGUGCACUUGCUCGUUAACGCAAA
Molecule: messenger RNA, 1925 nt
Organism: Anguilla anguilla (European eel)
Lineage: Eukaryota; Metazoa; Chordata; Actinopteri; Anguilliformes; Anguillidae
Product: sterol 26-hydroxylase, mitochondrial-like
Exons: 9
Coding region: 25-1590 (521 amino acids)
Biological process (GO): glucocorticoid biosynthetic process; cortisol metabolic process; cellular response to peptide hormone stimulus
Cellular component (GO): mitochondrial inner membrane
Molecular function (GO): heme binding; monooxygenase activity; oxidoreductase activity, acting on paired donors, with incorporation or reduction of molecular oxygen
Source: RefSeq, a predicted model, not a curated record